Messenger RNA from Apis mellifera (honey bee), 8334 nucleotides. RefSeq names its product tyrosine-protein phosphatase Lar (gene Lar). The record is from RefSeq and is a predicted model, not a curated record. NCBI's taxonomy places the organism in Eukaryota, Metazoa, Arthropoda, Insecta, Hymenoptera, Apidae. The transcript is spliced from 23 exons. Gene Ontology annotation, molecular function: protein tyrosine phosphatase activity; protein binding. Gene Ontology annotation, biological process: protein dephosphorylation. The coding region runs from base 637 to 6888 and encodes 2083 amino acids.
UAGGGGUAGAACGCGCUCGGCCGACUGUUCGACAACGUGCUCGCCGCAACGCAGGGGAUUCCUCGGUGGAGUGCGAGUGCCUCCCCUCCCCCCUCCCCCCGUCGUCUUUUGUGCCCGCGUCUUGGAACGAUGUUUCACGGAUUCGAGCACCAUGCUUCGCCCCUCUAACACCUUCCAUCCCCGCGGAAUCGCGGUCGAACACGUAUUUCCAAGUUCGGACGAGACGGCGCGCGUAGCAGCGUGAGAGAAACGGGCAAACGUAUUCUCCAAAUAUAGAUACAUUCGCGCCAAAGAGCAAGCUGCACAGUUCGAUCCUCCGAUAAUUGUUGCGGCAUAACGGUGGCAGUGGCGAUACCCGGAUCGGUGAUAGUGAUCAGUGGUGAUAUCAGUGGUGGUUGGUGUUGGUGGUGGUGUGAUAUCAGUGCUAGUGCGAGGAAGGAGGUGGUGGCACGUGAACCUUUGGCGAACGCGUUUAAAACGAUGCGGUAAAUUUUUUUUCACGCUACUCGAACGCACACCGAACAACCCCGUCUCUCUACUCUUCUGUAAACAGAUUAACGUGAAAUAGGACCAAUACUGAAAAGGAAUACAGGUGCGUAUCGACAGUGCUAUACCAGGGGGGAAUGUGCCAUUUAGAUGUUAGUCGCAAAUCAUCAUAUGGUGGAACGCUGCAACGGUGGUAUUAAGUGUGCAGUGAUCACGGGAGACCGAGAGAAGACGGGAAAGAGGGUGGUCAAUAUGACUCCUAUCUUCCUCGUCCUGUUGGUGGCUAUCGACCCGAUUAUCGCGCAGAAUGGUGGAAACAUCAGCGACUCGCAGUACAUCACAUACAUGACAAGUCCACCGACGAUCCUGGUGAGGCCACAAUCGCAGCAGGUGAAGGCAGGCGGGAUAGCGAGCUUCUACUGCACAGCGGAGGGAGCGCCACCGCCCCAGAUUCACUGGCGGAAAAACGGAAAGAGAGUUUCCCAAUCUCAGUCACGGUAUCUGGUGCACAACUACGAGAACGGAGCUUUGCUGCGGAUCGAGCCUGUGAGGCCUGUUCGAGACAACACGAUGUACGAGUGCCUGGCCGAGAAUGGAGUCGGCGACGCCGUGUCGGCGGAGGCGCAGCUUCGAGUCUACGAAGCCGAGAAAUUGCCCAACGGUUUCCCGUUAAUAUCUCAAGCGCCAACGACCAAGGUGGUCGAGAUGGGCCAUAACGCGGUGCUGCUGUGCACGGCCGUCGGUUCGCCGCCUCCGAUCAUAUCUUGGGUGAGAGAUAUGCUGCCCAUCGACACCACCAAUCCACGCUACACCGUUUUGGACACGGGGGCGUUGCAAAUCACCGGAUCCGACGUGAACGAUCAAGGAAAGUACGAGUGCGUGGCGAACAAUUCGGUGGGCACCGAGUAUUCGAAAUCCGCCAUGCUCUACGUGAAAGUUCGACGCGUUGCGCCCAGUUUCUCCAUACCGCCGCCCGCUGUCAGCGAAGUGAUGCUGGGCGCCUCUUUGAACCUGACCUGCGUCGCCGUCGGAUCCCCGAUGCCGUACGUGAAAUGGAAGAAAGGCCCUUCCUUGGAUCUGACUCCGGAGGACAAUCUGCCAGUCGGUAGGAACGUGCUGAUGCUCACGGACAUCAAGGAGACGGCCAACUAUACUUGCACGGCAGCCAGCGAUCUCGGCGUCAUAGAGGUUACGUCGAUGGUGAAAGUUCAAUCUCUGCCCGGGCCUGCGGAGAACGUUCAAGUGUCGGACAUCACGGCGACGUCCGUGAAGCUGACCUGGUCUUACAAAGAUCCGGACGAGGUCCAAUACUACGUGAUACAGCACAAGCCGAAGCACGUGAAUCAGGCGUUCGCCGAGAUAUCGGGAAUCACCACCAUGUACUAUCACGUGCGGAGUCUCAGCCCGUACACCGAGUACGAACUUUACGUGAUAGUCGUGAACGCAAUUGGGCGUGGUCCCCCGAGUGCCCCUGUGACGGUCACCACUGGAGAAACGACGGAAUCGACAAAUGGAGGUGCCAAACCGGGUACCGCACCGCGGAAGGUUCAGGCCCGGCCAUUGAGCUCGAGCACGAUGGUCAUACAAUGGGUCGAGCCAGAGACACCGAACGGGCAAGUGACGGGUUACAAGAUAUAUUACACGACGGAUCCGAAUCAACCGAUGGCCUCCUGGAAGUAUCAGAUGGUGGACAACAAUCAACUGACCACGAUCUCGGAUCUGGACACCCACACGAUAUACACGAUUCGAGUGCAGGCGUUGACAAGCGUCGGUCCCGGUCCAUUGAGCACACCUGUCCAGAUUAAGACGCAACAAGGGGUGCCGAGCCAACCGGAGAUGUUGACCGCGAUAGAUAUCGGGGAGACCACGGUAACCCUCCAGUGGAAUAAACCUAUUCAUAGCGCGGAAAAUAUUCUCAGCUAUGAAUUGUAUUGGAACGAUACGUACGCUCAGGAGAAGCAUCAUCGCAGGAUACCUGUCACCGAGAACUACACGUUGACCGGCCUCUAUCCGAACACCCUGUAUUACGUUUGGCUGGCCGCCCGGAGUCAACGGGGGGAAGGAGCCACCACGAUACCGUAUCCGGUUCGCACGAAGCAGUACGUCCCCGGGGCUCCGCCUCGCAAUGUAAGCGGAGAAGCGGUCAGCCCGACCUCCAUACGGGUAACAUGGGAACCACCGCCUGCCGAUCGAUCGAACGGAAGGAUCGCGUACUACAAGCUGCAAGUGGUCGAGAGCGGACGCUCCGACUCGGAGGCGAAAGUUAUCAAACUGAAUGACACGCAAUUCGUGUUGGACGAACUGAAAAAGUGGACCGAGUAUCGGAUUUGGGUAUUGGCCGGGACCAGCGUAGGUGACGGACCUCCGAGUUAUCCUAUCUCUGUCAGAACUCACGAGGACGCUGUAAAAAUGCCGGGUGAUCCUCAAGACGUGAAAGUGACGCCGAUCAAUUCGACGGCGAUACACGUCGAGUGGAAACCGCCAAAGUCGAAGGAGCAGAACGGCGUGAUCAGAGGUUACCACAUACACGUGCAAGAAGUGAGGGAAGAGAUGUUUUCGUACGUUUUCCAGGGGAAGGAUCUGUUGAACGAGCCGAUACGACGCGACGUGCACGAAGGCGUGCUGGAAGUGAACAUUACGGGGUUGCAACCCGACACCAGAUACUCGGUCCAAGUGGCCGCUCUGACGAGAAAGGGAGACGGCGACCGCUCGCCCCCGGUUCACGUGAGAACUCCCGGAGGUGUGCCCAACAGGCCUCACGUUAACGUAAAAGUUCUGUCCCGAGAUCCCGAGGUGCUGGAGCUCGAGUGGUCGCAACCCACGCAAACGUACGGCGAUCUGUUGGGGUACAGGAUAAGGUACGGGAUUAAGAAUCAGACGUUGAAGGAGGAAUUUAUACAAGACGUUCAUCAACACGCGUAUAAAAUCACCGAUCUCGGGGAGAGGGGCGUGGAUUACGAGUUCAGAGUGGCGGGGCAGAACGCGAUCGGGUUCGGGCAGGAGACGGUGCGAUACUGGUUCAGCCCGGAGGGAUUACCGACCGGCGCCCCGACCAAUCUAUCCUACUUCUUCCAAACGCCGGACACGGUGUGCGUUACGUGGGACAUGCCUCUCCGGGAGCACAGGAACGGUCAGAUAAUCGGUUACGACGUGCAAUUCAACAAGAAGAACGACCACUCGACCACGAUUAACCGGAACACGACGAGGACGAGGGCGGUUUUCACGAAUUUGGAGGAGAACACCGAGUACGUGUUCCACGUGAUCGCGCGGACGUCGAGGGGGAGCGGGCCCAUCUCCGAGAAGAUCACCAUAGUGACGGAGAAGGACAUGGGGCGGGCGCCGAUGUCCGUGAAGGCGGUGGCCACGUCGGACACGAGCGUGGAGGUCUGGUGGGAGCCGGUCCCCAACCGCGGCAAGAUCCUCGGCUACCAGAUAUUCUACACGACGACCGCGGUCGAGGAUCUGGACGAGUGGAAGCAAAAGACGAUCGGGCUCACCGAGUCCGCGGAUCUGGUCAACCUGGAGAAGUUCACCCAGUACGCGAUCACGGUGGCAGCCAGGUACAAGACAGGGCUGGGAAGGCUGAGCGAGAAGGUGACGGUGAAGGUGAAGCCGGAGGACGUCCCCCUGGACCUGAGGGCGCCCGACUCGUCCACCCACUCGAUGACCCUCUCGUGGAAACCGCCUAUAAGGUUGAACCCGAUGAACUACAAAGUGUCGUUCGACGCGGUGAAAGAGUUCGUCGACUCGCAGGGGAUCACGCAAACGCAGAUCGUGCCCCGCAGGCAGAUCCUGCUCGACCCUACGGUGACCACGACCACGAUAAACGAGUUGCAGCCGUUCACCACGUACAACGUGAACGUGAGCGCGGUGCCGCGGGACGGCCAGUACAGGCCGCCCGCCAAAAUUACCAUCACCACGCAAAUGGCCGCCCCUAAGCCGAUGGUCAAGCCCGAUUUCUACGGGGUGGUGAACGGCGAGGAGAUCCAGGUGAUACUGCCCCAGGCGUCCGAGGAGUACGGCCCGAUCUCCCACUAUUACCUGAUCGUAGUGCCCGAGGACAAGUCGACGGCCGACAAGCAGCCCGACGAGCUCACCGAGGACAUGAUCGCUGGCAAGGGGGCCAAGCAGGAGAGGGAGAACGCCCCGUACAUCGCGGCCAAAUUUCCUCACAGGGACAUCCCGUACACGUUCCAUCUAGGCAGCGGGGACAUAUACGACGGUUACGAGAACCGUAGACUCGAGAAGAACAAACGGUACAGGAUCUUCGUUCGUGCCGUGGUCGACACGCCGAGAAAGCACUUGUACACCUCGUCGCCCUUCUCCGAAUACUUGUCCCUCGAUAUGAGGGAAGUGCCGCCCGGCGAGCCACCUCGACGCCCCAAUCCCAACACACCGGUCGACGGGAAUCCGGAAGUGUCGGUGAAGACGAGCGGCCAGGAGCCGGGGAUGGUGUGGGUGGUCGGGCCCAUAAUUGCAGCCUUAAUGGUCAGCGUGUUCCUCGUCCUUCUUUUCGUCAUUAAAAAACGAAGGCAGCCGUGCAAAACGCCGGAUCAGGCGGCCGUCACUCGGCCCCUGAUACCCGCGGACAUCAGCUCGAACCACGCCCCGUCCGAUCCGGUCGAGAUGCGGCGUUUAAAUUUCCAAACGCCGGGCAUGGUGUCCCAUCCGCCGAUCCCGAUCACCGAGCUGGGCAAUCACAUCGAGCGGCUGAAAGCGAACGACAAUCUGAAGUUCAGCCAGGAGUACGAGUCGAUCGAGCCCGGCCAACAAUUCACCUGGGACCACUCGAACAUGGAGGUGAACGCGUCGAAGAAUCGUUACGCGAACGUGAUCGCGUACGACCACUCGAGGGUGAUCCUCCAAACGAUCGACGGGAUGUCGGGCACGGAUUACAUAAACGCCAAUUACUGCGACGGGUAUAGGAAGCAGAACGCGUACGUGGCCACCCAAGGCCCCCUCCAGGAAACGUUCGGCGACUUCUGGAGGAUGUGUUGGGAGUUGAGGUCGAGCACGAUCGUGAUGAUGACGAAACUGGAGGAGAGGACGAGGAUAAAGUGCGACCAGUAUUGGCCGGGCAGGGGAUCCGAAACUUACGGCCUGAUGACGGUCACCAUCACCGACGUUCAAGAGCUCGCCACCUACUGCAUCCGCACGUUCCAAAUAUCCCGGGCGGGCUACUCCGAGAGGCGGGAGAUCAAGCAGUUGCAGUUCACCGCCUGGCCGGACCACGGCGUGCCCGAGCAUCCAGCGCCGUUCUUGCAGUUCUUGCGCAGGGUCAGGUCGUUGAACCCGCCCGACAGCGGCCCCCUGAUCGUGCACUGCAGCGCGGGGGUCGGGCGGACCGGUUGCUUCAUAGUGAUCGACUCGAUGCUCGAGAGGAUCAAACACGAGAAGAUGAUCGACAUUUACGGCCACGUGACUUGUUUGCGCGCCCAGCGGAACUACAUGGUCCAGACCGAGGACCAGUACAUAUUCAUACACGACGCGCUCUACGAGGCCGUGAUCUGCGGCAACACCGAGGUACCUGCCAGAAACUUGCACUCCCACAUUCAGAAGUUGAUGCAGCCCGAGAUCGAGAGCAUCACGGGCAUGGAGUUGGAGUUCAAGAAAUUGUCCAACAUCAAGGUGGACUCGUCCCGCUUCAUCUCGGCCAACCUGCCCUGCAACAAGCACAAAAAUCGCCUGGUCCACAUCCUGCCGUACGAGUGCACCAGAGUUUGCCUGCAACCGCAGCGGAACAUCGAGGGAUCGGAUUACAUAAACGCGAGCCUGAUCGACGGGUAUCGAUACCGAGGCGCCUACAUAGCCACUCAGGGUCCCCUUUGCGACACGACCGACGACUUUUGGCGCAUGCUCUGGGAGCACAACUCCACCAUAGUCGUCAUGUUGACGAAGCUGAAGGAGAUGGGGAGGGAGAAGUGCCAUCAAUACUGGCCGUCCGACAGAUCGAUCCGUUACCAAUGCUUCGUCGUCGACCCGAUCGCCGAGUACAACAUGCCCCAGUACAUCCUGCGAGAGUUCAAAGUGACGGACGCGCGGGACGGGGCAAGCCGCACCGUGAGACAGUUCCAGUUCAUCGACUGGCCCGAGCAGGGCGUUCCAAAGUCCGGGGACGGGUUCAUCGACUUCAUCGGCCAGGUGCACAAGACGAAGGAGCAGUUCGGCCAGGACGGGCCCAUCACCGUGCAUUGCAGCGCUGGCGUCGGCAGAACGGGCGUUUUCAUCACGCUCAGCAUCGUGUUGGAGCGCAUGCAGUACGAGGGGGUGGUCGAUAUUUUCCAAACAGUGAGAAUAUUGCGCACGCAACGACCAGCCAUGGUUCAAACCGAGGACCAAUAUCAAUUCUGUUAUCGCGCCAGUUUGGAAUACUUGGGUUCUUUCGAUCAUUACGCCAACUGACAACCCGAUACUCGCGAGGAAAGGGAAUCGACGAGGGACAGAAGAGAUCGGCGGGAAAGGAGCGAGAGAGACGGCGAACGGGCAAAAGUGCGCCGCGUUUAAUUGACGAUCGAUUACACUUGAGAGAGAAAAAAAAAAAAGUAAAUGUAAGUUUGUAAGUAUGUAAAAGCCUGUACCCAUGUUCCCACGGGCAAAAAACGUACUAUAAAAACGUAGUACCUUCCAAUGACAAAUACAGUAGAAAGGCGAUAAAUUAUUAAUCUGUCGAGCAACUAACAACGUAGUAACCAAAUAUCUUAUAGUCAAUGGUGUCGCAACAAUCUCGAGAUACGCGGAAACGUUUCGCUUUUUAUCGUGGCGCGAUAUCGUGCUACACCGAUUUCCAUUUCCAAAAUUCCCAAAUAAGAAAAAAAAAAAAGAAAAAAAAAAAGAAAAAAAAGAGAAAGCCGUUUAUGGAUUACGAAUCAAACAUUUGUACGAGAACAAUCAUAUAUUUGUAGAGAUAAUCCUCGCAAACGAAUUAUUUUAACACCGAUUUUAUUAUGGUUCGAAAAAAUGGAAAUAACACGCACUCGCAAAUUUAACUUACAUACGUAAGUACUUAUCCGUAUACACCGUGGUUACGCAUAAGUUAAAUAUUCUCGAAUCGAUGAAGAAAUCGAAGAAAAAUCGGACGAAGAAUUUGAUUGAAAAAGAAAAAGAAAAAGAAAAAGAAAAAUUCAAAUGGAAAACAUGAUCGUGAUUGAAAGUUCGAUCGAUUAAAACAUAUCCAAACUCGAGGAGAUUUCGAAAGAUAAUUUGCGACUUUAUUCGCAUCUCGCGCGAGAUCCCUCGAAAACGACUUUUUUGCUUUUAAACGAAGACUAACGACUAAGAAUAAUAAGCGAGAAACAAACUGACGAGCAUUAUUAUUAUUUUACGAUCGCGUGUUUUACUCCCGAUCACCGUAUUUCGUUCUACGUGGAAAAACAGUUGAAAACAGUUUCUUUCGGAGAAGAGAACAGUGCUUCCAUAUUACUUGGGAAUGAAAUUUUUAAAAAGGGAUUAAACUCCGUUAAGCAACCGCGAAGGCGUAUUAACGCGUUCGAUCGAGAAAGAAAAAAAAAAAGAAAAAAGAAAAAGCUGAGAGGAAAGCAUGCGUGGCACGUUCCAAAAGUACUUAUGGAUGCGACACAUCGAGACAUAUCGAGAAAUCUCGGCGAAGGGAAUGGCGAAAAUAUCGGGUAUAUAAACGGGGGAAAGAUAAAUUUCUCACAGAGACGUAAAUUUCCGCUGAGCUACGAGAAAAUUACCAUACUGCCAAAUCGACAAUUAUUCAUGCUGAAUCCAUUACGCACGAUAGGGAUCUUCUCAUUACCUAUUAUAAUUUUUAAGUAAUAAUUGUAAGGCGAUUGUUCUAAGGUUAGUUCGUAAGCGAUGCCAUUAGAAGAAAAAAAAAAAAGGGGG